UCUUAUCGUACGCUACCUUUCUUUCACAUAACUACUACUCAUUUUAUUUUCUUCACCUCUCGGAAAAGCUGAACACUCUAAACGCGGCGUUUCCCCGGUCCGACGAGGUUUUAGAUGGAUUUGGCGAGCCAUGAAUCACCUACCUCGACUAUUCGGCAAUAGAAAGAAGCCUCCAAACAUGGACCCCAAGAAGAGCAAGACGCGAGGCAAGAAGCAGCAGCCCAAGCUUGAGCGCCGCAACGCCGCCAAGCACUUCGAAUACGACGCCGGAUCGUCGUCUUCAUUGCGAGGUGACUCCGCAUCCGUUUCCACGUCGUCUUCCUCGUCGUCUUCGUUAUAUACGCGCUCCAUGGACUUCUACGGCCACAGGAGCUUCAGAAUCGAGGGCGUGGAGGGCGAGUUCGACCGGAUUUGCCAAAGCCUCGGCCUCUCCGGCCCGGAGGACUUCUCCAUUCCGACCGCCGCCUGGGAGGCCAUGAAGCUCCGCUCCUCCUCCAACACCCCGUCGCGCCGGAACCACGACGAGAAGGCGUUCGACGAGGAGGCGAAGGAGAAGGAGGAAAUUGAAGUGGUUGAGAGCGAGGAUGGGGUUAGGGUUUUGGAUGAGUGUGUUGUUCCUGUUGAGAGUAGUGGUUGCUGCACCGCUGGCGGCGGAGGAAUUAAGGGUUUUCGACCUCCGAUGCUGAAGCCGCCGCCGGGGAUUAGGGUUUCGGUGGUGGACGAAACGAGUUCCACAUGGGAUUUGUUGCGGGAUUUUGCGCCGAAAGGGGAGGAAGGGAAGGAGAGUUACUUGGAGUUGAGUGCUGCUGAUGAAGAUGAGGAUAGAGAAGAAAAGGAAGAGGAGGAUGAGGAAGAAGGGGAAGUUGGUGGAGUGAGGGUGGAGAGAGAAGAGGAGGAAAGCGCGGCGAGUAUUGCGGAUAUUGUGGAUGAGUUUUCUGGGUUUUCUACUUCGAACGAAGAUGAUUCUUCCAGCACUACUACGGGUCCUAAUUCUAGUAAUAUAUCUCCUAAUGGGAGAAUCAAGCGUGUGAUUACCGCGGGUAACUGGCAGAAGGGUGAGCUUUUGGGGCGUGGCUCGUUUGGCUAUGUCUAUGAAGGGAUUUCUGAAGAUGGAUUCUUUUUUGCUGUAAAACAAGUUUCACUACUUGAUCAGGGGAAUCAGGCAAGGCAAAGUGUAUAUCAACUGGAACAGGAAAUUGCACUUUUGAGUCAAUUUGAACACGAGAAUAUAGUUCAAUACUUUGGCACUGAAAUGGAUGCGUCAAAUCUGUAUAUCUUUAUUGAGCUUGUAACUAAAGGUUCCCUUAGAAAUCUCUACCAGAGAUAUACUCUUCGAGAUUCUCAAGUAUCUGCUUAUACAAGGCAGAUUUUGCAUGGUUUAAAGUAUCUCCAUGAUCGGAACAUUGUUCACAGGGAUAUUAAAUGUGCAAAUAUAUUGGUGGAUGCAAAUGGAUCUGUUAAGCUUUCAGAUUUUGGAUUGGCGAAGGCAAUCAAAUUGAAUGAUGUCAAAUCAUGCAAGGGAACAGCAUUCUGGAUGGCCCCAGAGGUUGUAAAAGGUAAACAAAAUGGUUACGGGCUUCCAGCUGAUAUAUGGAGUCUGGGAUGUACUGUGUUAGAGAUGUUAACUGGCCAAUUUCCUUACUCUCACUUAGAAUGUAUGCAGGCAUUGUUUAGAAUUGGAAGAGGGGAGCCCCCUAUUGUGCCAGAUUCCCUUUCAAGAGAUGCACAGGAUUUUAUCCUGCAGUGUCUCAAAGUUAAUCCAGAUGAACGUCCCAGUGCUGCUAAACUCCUAAAUCAUACCUUUGUCCAACGACCGCUACUUUCCCAGACCUCUGGUUCUGCAUCUCCUUAUAUUCGAAGGGGUUAAAAUUGUCUCCUCCAACUAUGAAACAUAAUGAAGACAGAUUUGUCGCUCAUUGGAUAUAUAAGAUCUCUCAAAAUGUUCAGUCUUCAAGUUGCUAGAGUUGGUCUGGGGUGCAUUGUUGUAACAAUAGUUCGUUGUAUUGCCUUCAGAAUUCACAGUUUGCUGCUUGUACGUUUACUCAAUUUUUAAAGGACUGCUUUGGAUCUAGCAAUUGCUAUGGCACUCCAGAGAGAUAAUUUAACCUAUGGCUUGAAGAAUACCAUAUUUAAGAAUUAUGGUCCACGUGUUAUUAAUUACUGUGAUGAUUUGUCUGUUGUAUAAUGUAAAAUAUCAACGUCAAGCUGUAAAAGGUUGUCUGAGUCUAACCCUUUUGUUUAGUUAGCUAAUGAAACAAUUCGUAGGCUAAACCACCGGGAGCACUACUUGUAAGGAUUCGAUACCAUGCUGUUUUGUACAUAUCACCUUUAUUGGUAAGCAAUUAGUUGUAAAAAUCUUUAUUUUGCUCUCACAA
Molecule: messenger RNA, 2375 nt
Organism: Vigna unguiculata (cowpea)
Lineage: Eukaryota; Viridiplantae; Streptophyta; Magnoliopsida; Fabales; Fabaceae
Gene: MEKK1
Product: MAPK/ERK kinase kinase 1
Biological process (GO): MAPK cascade; protein phosphorylation
Cellular component (GO): cytoplasm
Molecular function (GO): ATP binding; MAP kinase kinase kinase activity
Source: RefSeq, a predicted model, not a curated record